Molecule: messenger RNA, 596 nt
Organism: Paramuricea clavata
Lineage: Eukaryota; Metazoa; Cnidaria; Anthozoa; Malacalcyonacea; Plexauridae
Source: the annotation of a GenBank genome assembly
AUGCUUUUAGAAGUGUACAAGCCGCCUUCAAACGAGUAUUAUAUUUUAACUUUUUUGGAAGCAGCAUUCAAUGAGAGUAAGUCAGCCCUCGUAGAAAUACAAAAAACAUUUUGUGUUUGUUUGAAGUUUGUUUCAGCCAGGCAGAAACAGAAAACACUCUCAGAAAUAAGCAAAAAUAGCAUUUGCUGAAAAAAGACGUUCUAGUUUUCACCACUGUGCAAUUAAAUGGUCAUGGUAGAGAUUAUUUACUAAUACAGCAAGUCAGAAUAGUGAAUAUAAUCAAGCUUCAGAACAAUUGCUGCAGAAAAUUCUUCAGUAGUUUUGGUCUUCAAGUAGUAAUGGUUGUUGUUGAAAGUCUUGAAGAGGAAAGUACUAAAGAUCCUGCUACUUGUGAUGCGAGUCAUUUCGACAACAUCAAAGAUCAUGCUGGUUGGGUAGUUAGACGAGCUGGCGAGACAUUAAUGAAGGGAUAUAAUAAAAUACCAACAAAGGAAAGUGUGGCAGAGUCGACUCUUGUCUAUGGAGAUAAAGCUGGGGCAUUGGAAAUAAUAUCUGCCUUGGGGAAAGAUGUUAAACAAGCAGAUGAAAAAUUUUAA